ACCUUUAAUCGGGCAAAAUGUCAACGAAGACUUUUUCAAUAAAGCGCAUGUUGGUAAACACAAACUAACUUCGUAUACACUGCUUGAGAGGGAAUUACCAAUAAAUUAAGCACAACGCGUGGAAUCUAUGAUAGCAUGGAAAUAUAUGAUUGCAGACAGGUAUUUCCAGGAAACCAUGAAAGACGGAGAGAAAGUGUUGUAACAAGAAUACCAAGCUUCUUGAAAUGUUAGAUAUAUAGGAUAAAUAAUCACAUAUCGAGGAUUAUCUUAAGCGAAACGUGAAAUAAGUCAUGCGUUGAAGUAAUAAAACCUGAGUCAGUGAGAAAUGUUCGAUUUAAAGAUGUUUAAAACAUGAACAUUAGAGUGAUAUGUGAUAUGAGGAUAUGAAAAAGAAGCUUAUCAAUGUAUAGGAUACACGAAAUCUGCAUUAUUAUUAAAUAUAACAGGUAGACUAGCACUCACUGCCGAUGGAACUGCUUCAGGUGGUAGCUCUUAUGAGCGCGCUUUGGACAGUAGUUGAAGGUAUCCAGUGCUGGCAUUGUAUCGCUGAAGACUGCGCUGCAGACCCAAGUGCUAACUACAAGGCCACCAAGAAAGCAUGCAAAUCUGGACAGUCAUGUCAGAAAGUAUACUUCGAAAUGUUAGACGUAACAGACAACGGCAACUUUAUUCACACAUCAACAGUGCGAAGCUGUUCUAGUGAAUGUAAGUCACGUGACGAUUUUAUCAAUUGCACGGAGCUACAACGAAAUUCACGUGGAUGUAUUCGGAAGGAUUGUUGUAGUGACACUGACCUAUGUAAUAGUUCAAAUGAUGUGAAGCUGGAUGUGCCCUAUGUUUUGAUCGUACUUGCUUGUGUAAUAGUGCAAACAUAAUAAAUAUUGGUGUGUGAUGAUCAAUGACCGCAACAGUGCAAAUAGACAGUGUUAACAUGAUGAUUUGUGUAGUAGUGCAAUCAUUGUAAAGACGAGUUUUCCAUUGAUUUAAUCAUAGAAAUAAUGUUGAUAAGAGUAUGCCUUUUUAUUCAUAACGUAUUGUGCCUUUGACUAGUCAUCCUUAUGGUUUGUAUAACCUUACAUUUUUUUUUGAAAAAAGGAAAAUUCUCUCUUUUGCACGUCACCUUCGUUCCCUGUGUCAUAAACUACGUGUUGAGAUAAGUAAAGCGUUGUCUGCGAUUAUUAUAUUUACAGUACAAACAUUGUAUCAAGAACUGCUUUUAAGUAUGCGUGUCACGUGUUGAACAGUUAAUUUGUUUGUUAUUUGCAAAAUCAACAUUUAUGCAACAUAUGCCAAGCGUGCCUUCCAGUUCGUAUCGAAUCGUUCGGGGAUAGCUGGUAAACCUCAGUUUUAACCUUGCUAUCCGAGAAAUGAUUGAGAUAAACACAAAUAAAAGUAGUUAAUCGUG
Molecule: messenger RNA, 1405 nt
Organism: Mya arenaria
Lineage: Eukaryota; Metazoa; Mollusca; Bivalvia; Myida; Myidae
Exons: 3
Coding region: 468-875 (135 amino acids)
Source: RefSeq, a predicted model, not a curated record